Neospora caninum is the source of this 684-nucleotide messenger RNA. RefSeq lists its product as hypothetical. Bases 1 to 684 code for a protein of 227 amino acids. The record is from RefSeq and is a predicted model, not a curated record. The transcript is spliced from 7 exons. Lineage: Eukaryota; Apicomplexa; Conoidasida; Eucoccidiorida; Sarcocystidae.
AUGGCGACGGCUGCAGCGCCCGCCCAGCGCUCCUGCGGGCGGCCAGCCCCUGCGGAUCUCCCACUCGGCCUCGAUCCCUUUUGCUACAGACAGUUCGACGAUCCUUCCUACGGAGGCUCGCGGCUGACUGGCGUCACCAAAGAGGAAUUUCUCAAGAAGGUCAACGAUCGAGUGGCGCAAGACUCGACGCUGGAAUUCUUUGAGGGCUACGCGCCUUUUUGUCGGCAUCUCUACAUUCCGAACUUUGUCCGCGCCCUUCCUGGCGCUCUGCCGAUCACUCCCGAGAACGAGCACAUGCUUCGGUCCGGGUACAUCGCCCGCCGUCCCACUGAGCUGGCUGUCUUGACUCGGUGGUUUCCAAUGAGUUACGCGAAGGACGUACUGAAGCCAGCGGCGUAUCUCGAUUUGAUUCUCUACUCGCGUGAGCAAAUCGCGAAGGAGGCGGCCGCCGAGACCGGAACUGAGGUUGUCGUGGAUCCGACAGCUCCGGCGUGGUCGAUCAUCGCUGUGAAAGCGCAGGACGAGGCGUACUCGCUUCCCAUGGCCCCCAUCACAAUGCUGCGGAACACUCUGAUCGAGGAGGGCGGCAGCGGCGUGCGCCUCGACCACGCCGCCUACCGGGCAUCCGUGGCAUACUGGAAAACGCAUGCAGUCAUUAUGGACCGGGAAUCGUCUUUGGACUGA